UACUUACUUUGAGUGGAGAGAGUUCAUCAUUUAGAGUUUUAGAUUGAUAGUUAGAUAGAUACAGCUGAAGCUACAGCUAUAGCACAAGAUGGUAAAGACAAUUCCAUCUAAAGCGAAGGUAAGCAUAAUCAAUUUGGUGUUCUUAGCCGUCUUUCUGGUUGUUUAUGGAACCCUUCUUCUCCGGCCAUCUUCUUCUCUCUAUUUCGAGAAUGCAGCCUCCCUUGUAAGAUGCUCCCUCCGCGAAUGUCGACACAAGGUAGAAAAGAGCUUCAAAAUGAAAGCAGUGUUAGAGGAACCUCAACGAGAGAGAUCAUCAAAGAAGAACAAUGCAACUAAUAAGAUAGAGUUACCUAGCUUCUUUGGUGAUUUAGGGAAAGGAAUGAAGAUAGGACUGGUCAACAUGGAUGAAGAAGAUGUAAAUGAGUUCAACCUGCAUGGAGAAAUGAUACCAGUUUAUUUUGAGAAGGUAUCACAGUCUUUCAACUGGACAGACUUGUUUCCCGAAUGGAUAGACGAGGAAGAAGAGAGUGACGUGGCGUCAUGCCCGGAGAUACCUAUGCCGGAGUAUGCAGAAUAUGGGAGCAUGGACGUCAUAGUGGCCAAGCUGCCAUGCAAGUACCCUGAAAAGGGGUGGGGUAGGGACGUUUUCCGGUUGCAGGUUCAUCUAAUAGCAGCGAAUCUGGCGGCAAAGAAGGGGAAGAGGGAUUGGAGAUGGAAGAAGACAACGAGGGUGGUUCUGUGGAGCAAGUGUAGGCCAAUGAUGGAGCUGUUCCCAUGCGACCAAUUGGAGAGGAGGGAAGGUGAGUGGUGGUAUUACAAAGCGGACGUGAAGAAGUUGGAGGAGAAGGUUUUGUUGCCUGUUGGGUCCUGCAACUUGGCUUUGCCUCUUUGGGAACAAGGUAUCGAUGAGGUUUACGACGUGUCCAAGAUCCAAAGAAGUGUGAAAUCCAGAUCAAGAAACAACCGCGAGGCCUACGCCACCGUGCUCCAUUCCUCCGAAGCCUACGUUUGCGGCGCCAUAACUCUCGCACAGAGCCUCAUCCAAACGGGAACCAAACGCGACCUUGUUCUCCUUAUCGACAACUCAAUCUCCGCCCCGAAACGCCGAGCCCUCGCCUCCGCAGGCUGGAAGAUUCGAAUCAUAACACGAAUCCGAAACCCUAGGGCCGAGAAAGGAACCUACAACGAGUACAACUACAGCAAGUUUCGCCUAUGGCAGCUCACGGACUACGACAAAAUCAUCUUCAUCGACUCCGAUAUCAUCGUGCUCCGGAACCUGGACAUACUCUUCCACUUCCCUCAGAUCUCGGCCACGGGGAACGACCAGACGAUAUUCAACUCGGGGAUCAUGGUGAUCGAGCCUUCGAACUGCACGUUCGCGACGUUGAUGAGCCUCCGAGAUGGCAUCGUUUCGUACAACGGAGGUGACCAAGGGUUCCUGAACGAGGUUUUCGUGUGGUGGCACAGGUUACCGAGGAGGGUGAACUUCUUGAAGAACUUCUGGUCGAAUUCGACGCUGGAGAGGAGGGUGAAGAACGGUUUGAUCGGUUCGGAGACGGCGGAGGUGUACGCCGUACACUACUUAGGGUGGAAGCCGUGGCAGUGUUACAGGGACUAUGAUUGCAACUGGGACAUGGAGGAGCAAUUGGUGUACGCGAGUGACGUGGCGCACAGGAGGUGGUGGAAGGUGCACGACGCCAUGGAUGAAGAGAUGCAGAGGAUGUGCAGGCUCACAAAACGGCGUCGUACUGAGCUCAAUUGGGAAAGAAGGAAAGCGAGGAAAAAGGGUUUAGUGAAUGGGCAUUGGAAGAUCAAUAUUACGGAUCCUAGACGAUUUGGCUCUCUUUUGGUUCAUUAGCAAUAGGUACGAUUAGGCUCUCACGGAGGCCUUUUUGCUUUUCCGUACUGUUUAUUCUGGAUGAACAAUGCUUACUGAAUAGUGAAAAAAUCAAAAAAGGACGUUAUUAUAUGGUGUUUUUAGUCAA
Arachis duranensis is the source of this 1985-nucleotide messenger RNA. Its product is annotated as UDP-glucuronate:xylan alpha-glucuronosyltransferase 2. The coding region runs from base 89 to 1858 and encodes 589 amino acids. Gene Ontology annotation, biological process: xylan biosynthetic process. The record is from RefSeq and is a predicted model, not a curated record. Gene Ontology annotation, molecular function: glycosyltransferase activity. NCBI's taxonomy places the organism in Eukaryota, Viridiplantae, Streptophyta, Magnoliopsida, Fabales, Fabaceae. The transcript is spliced from 3 exons.